AAACGGGUUCGAGUCGGAUCGGGAGAUCCAACUCUCGUACGGUUCCAAGAGUCUGUGGGCUUUGUAUAAAUCCAGGGCGCAGGGAAGAUUGACGGCCACGUUCCAAGAUCACGAAGCCGAUUCGUAACCACGGGUGGUUCCAGCCAUCACCGAUGCUUUUCCGCGACGACGGCCCGAGCGUCGUCCUCCCGCCGCCGCCGCCGCCGCCGCCGCAGCCGCAGUGCGGCUUCGUAAACCUCGUGCCCCAGCACCCCAUGCACAUGCAGUUCCCGCCGCAGGCCGCGUGCGUCGUGUUGCCGCGCGGGGCGUUCUUGGACGCCGAGGUGCGGGAUGUGUGGGCCGCGAACCUCCAGGACGAGCUCUCCCACAUCGCCGCGCUGCUGCCGCACUACCCCUGCGUGUGCGUCGACACGGAGUUCCCCGGCACGGUGCACGACUCGCGCACGCCGCGCCACCUCCGCGGCCCGCGCGAGAGCUACGCGCUGGUGAAGAAGAACGUGGACGACCUCAAGCUGCUCCAGAUCGGGAUCGCGCUCUCCGGGCCCUCCGGCCGCUGCCCCGUCGCGUGGCAGUUCAACCUCCGGGGCUUCGACGCCGGCCGCGACCCGCACGCGCCCGCCUCCAUCGCCAUGCUCCGCGCGCAGGGCAUGGACUUCGCCACGCUGCAGCAGUUCGGCGUCGACCCGGGCGCCUUCGCCUCCGGGUUCUACCAGUGCGGCCUCGCCUGCGGGGGGCUCACCUGGGCGGCGUUCUCGGGCGCCUACGACUUCGCGUACCUCGCCAAGGUGCUCGGCGGCGGGUGUCCGCUGCCGGACACGCCGGAGGGGUUCCUCGCCCAGGUCCGCGCCCUGUUCGGGCCGGCGGUGCUCGACGUCAAGCGCCUCGCUCGGUUCUGCGGCGAGGGCAUACGUGGGGGACUGGAGCAGGUGGCCGCCGCGCUCGGCGUGGAGCGCGCGGCCGGGCGUGCUCACUGCGCCGGUUCCGACAGCCUGCUCACCUGCGACGUGCUCCUGGCAAUGGUGGAUCGCUUCUUCCGGGACAACAACGUGCUCGUGCACGCCGGGGCCAUCGUGGGCUUAGUGUAGAUUGCAGUGAAGCAUGCAUGCAGGGUGAGCUGUUAAUUUGUACAUAUUACUUUUAGAGAAUUGUUGAGUGAAGGGAAUCCUUUUACUUCUAUUAUAUCCUGCA
Molecule: messenger RNA, 1188 nt
Organism: Phragmites australis (common reed)
Lineage: Eukaryota; Viridiplantae; Streptophyta; Magnoliopsida; Poales; Poaceae
Product: probable CCR4-associated factor 1 homolog 11
Exons: 1
Coding region: 153-1085 (310 amino acids)
Cellular component (GO): CCR4-NOT core complex; CCR4-NOT complex; P-body
Molecular function (GO): poly(A)-specific ribonuclease activity; nucleic acid binding
Source: RefSeq, a predicted model, not a curated record